AUGAGAACAGAAGAUCUACGUUAUCUUCAGCUACUCGAACGACUUCGUCAUGGAGAAUGUAACUACGAUGACUACGAAUUAUUGUUAACACGAGUAGUUGGGCAAUCUUCCGUACCCUUGUUAAGUGAUUCACCAUGGAAUAAAGCUCCGAUUCUCGUAUUUCGUAACGAAAUACGAACACAAUUAAACCACAAGGCAGUUAGUCACAAAGCACAACAAACGGGACAAACACCAAUAGUAUGCGUUGCCCAAGAUACCUGCAAAGGCAAACCAAUUGAAGACCGAGCACUUAUUAAAAAAUUAUUAGAAUUAUCUGAUAGCAAAACGGAGCAUCUACCAGGUCUAUUACCUCUUGUUCCUGGAAUGCCUGUCAUUUUAACGCAAAAUAUUGCGAUUGAAUUGGGUCUUAUCAAUGGUGUGAACGGAAUUUUUCGGCAGCUUGUCUACCAGGAAGAUUCGGUGUCAACUGAUAUUAUUUCGGAAGAAUUUUCCAAGAAUGCACAAUAUGUUCAUCGACCUUUGUACGCUUUGGUGGAAAUUAGCAAAUCAAAGAUAGAAUGCAAUUUAGAACAACUCCAGUCAAAGCUGAUUCCAAUACCGGUAAUGGAACAAACAUUCCGAGUCGAUGUAGGCGAUAUGCUUCCAAAAGAUAAGAAGCCAAAAUCAAAUAGAAAAACAGUUUUAUCCAUUAAACGGCGUGCAUUACCACUUGUACCAGCUUAUUGCAUUACAACACACAAGAGUCAAGGUCAAACAUUAAAUAAAGUUGUAAUUGAUUUAAAACUACCAAAUGAAACCGAUGAUAUUGCUGCAGUCUAUGUACCCUUGUCGCGGGUAAAACGCUUAACUGAUUUGGUUAUUUUGCGAUAUUUUGAUAACAAGGUGUUGUUAAUUAAACCCAGCAAGUCACAACUGACAGAAAUUGAACGACUCGAUAAACUAUAUUUAGAGACCCAAGCACGUUUUCCAGAAUGGUUGUAA
Rotaria socialis is the source of this 981-nucleotide messenger RNA. The record is from the annotation of a GenBank genome assembly. Lineage: Eukaryota; Metazoa; Rotifera; Eurotatoria; Philodinida; Philodinidae.